GAAACAGUUAAUCCGAUGGACUUGCAGAAACUCUUAAAAGCAGCUGUCAAUGCGAAAAACCUCAAAUUUGGCAAAACAAUUCACGCCCAUCUUAUUGUUUCCAGUCAGUUUUCUCGAGACCGCGUGAUCGAGAGGAACUCCGUGAUCAAUCUCUACUCGAAAUGCGGCGACAUGUCGAGUGCCCGCCAGCUGUUCGAUAAAAUGCGGAAGAAGAACAUUGUCUCUUGGGGUAGCAUAAUGGCUGGGUAUUUACAUCAUGGGCGUGCUUCCGAGGUUAUAGAGCUGUGUAGGAACAUGUUCACAGAGGAUAAAUUGUGUCCGAACCGGUAUAUAUUAGCAACGGUUCUUUCGUCUUGUUCGCAUUGCGGGUUGCUGGAUGAGGGCAAACAGUGUCAUGGGUACGGGUUGAAAUCUGGGCUGAUUUUUCACCAGUACGUUAAGAACGCGCUUGUGUAUAUGUACUCGAUGUGUUCUGAUAUCAAAGAAGCUAUUUCGGUUCUGAAUUCUCCUCCAAGAUCGGACAUUUGUACCUACAAUUCCGUGCUGAAUGGGAUCUUGGUUCAUGGCGACCUAACAGAAGCGUGGUACGUUUUGCACAGAAUGAUGGUGGAAUGUAAAUACGAUGCGUGGGAUAUUAUAACUUGUGUUAAUCUUUUCGGAAUUUGUGGCCGCCUUAAAGAUUUAAUUUUGGGAAAGCAAGUCCACUGCAGAGUGAUCAAGACUGGUGUUGAUUGUAAUCUGUUUGUAGGUAGUGCUACAGUAGAUAUGUAUGGAAAAUUCGGUGAAAUCUCGCACAUGCGAAAAGUUUUCGAUUCUUUGCAAACUAAAAACGAGGUCACUUGGACAGCGAUACUGACUGCUUAUUUGCACAACGAAUUCUUCGAAGAAGCACUCAAACAAUUUCUCCAAAUGGACCUCGAAAAAGUCGUACCGAACGAGUACACGUUCGCGGUGCUUUUGAACUCGUGUGCGGGUAUUUCAGCCCUUGGUUACGGUAAUUCAUUACAUGCGCGUCUCGAGAAAAUAGGGAUGAAGGAUGACACUGUUGUUGCCAAUGCCUUGAUCCACAUGUGUCUGAGAUGUGGUCUGAUAGAAGAAGCUAAUAUUUUAUUCAGAAAUACAUCGCAUCGCGAUGUAAUAUCUUGGAAUUUGAUGAUAUCCGGUUACUCAUUUCACGGGCUAGGCGAAGAAGCAUUGAAUGUAUUUCAAGAAAUGUUAGUUGCGAAACAAAAACCGAGUUACGUAACCUUUGUCGGGGUUCUCUCUGCAUGUGGCUUCACUGGAAGAAUAGACGAAGGGUUCCAUUAUUUGAAUAAUACGAUGAGAGAAUUCGGGAUCGAACCUGGAUUAGAACACUACACAUGCAUAGUCGGGCUUCUUGGUAGGGCAGGUAAGCUAAACGAAGCAAUGGAUUUCAUGGGAUCGAAUCCAAUCAAAUGGGACGUAGUUGCAUGGAGAACUUUGCUCAAUGCAUGUAAUGUCCAUCAAGAUUACCUUUUAGGAAAUAGGGUUGCGAAAAUUGUGCUGAAUAUGAACCCAAACGAUGUAGGUACUUGUAUUCUGAUGUCGAAUAUGCACGCAAAAUCAAAGAGAUGGGAUAAAGUUGUGGGCUUACGUAAAUUUAUUCGAGAAAGGAAUAUAAAGAAAGAGCCCGGAUUGAGCUGGACGGAAAUGAAGAACGAUACGCAUGUCUUUGCUUCGGAUGAUAAUGUGCAUGCAGAGUCGGUUCAGAUACGUAAUAAGGUGAGGGAAAUGUUGUCUGAAAUUAGGGCUUUGGGUUAUGUUCCAGAUGUUUUUUCGGAGUUGCAUGAUGUGGAGGAGGAGCAGAAAGAAGAUGGGCUUAGUUAUCAUAGUGAGAAGUUGGCUAUAGCUUAUGCUCUUAUGAAAACGCCUCCUUUGGCGCCUAUACGUGUGAUGAAGAAUCUGAGAAUGUGCGAUGAUUGUCACUCUGCUGCUAAAUACAUCUCGAAGCUUACGAAUAGAACGAUUGUUGUUCGAGAUGUUAAUCGCUUUCACAGUUUUAAAGAUGGCUUAUGUUCGUGUGCUGAUUACUGGUAAAAGUUAUAGUCUAAUCUCCUCAUAAGAUUGGAGAGUAAGGGGCACAAUUGUCCACUUAUAACUGAGGAUGUCGAUAUGUUGUAUCAAACAAUUCAACACCACCGAGAUCUUCGUGGGUUGUUCAAAAAAGAAAUCCCGUCUUCAAGACUCGACCAGGCAAAUGAAAGUGGCUGCCUCGUUAUUAUCUCAGAAAAGCAACAUACUGCUCCGGAAUUGUUUGAAGGUGGAAGAAGGGAUGAGAUGAAACAUGGAUUCACAUGGUCUCUUGGAGGAAGAUUCAUCGUUUCUUGCUACACGUGGAUACUCUUGAUUGGCUAAUGUUCUUCUAAAGCAGUGUGUAACUCUCUGUUAGUUACAGUGAAACCUCUAUAAAUUAAUACAGUUGGAACCAUCAAAAUUUCAUUAAUUUAGCGAA
This is a messenger RNA of Erythranthe guttata (spotted monkey flower), 2473 nucleotides long. Its product is annotated as Pentatricopeptide repeat (PPR) superfamily protein. Gene Ontology annotation, biological process: RNA modification. The record is from RefSeq and is a predicted model, not a curated record. Gene Ontology annotation, molecular function: RNA binding; zinc ion binding; protein binding. Gene Ontology annotation, cellular component: intracellular membrane-bounded organelle. NCBI's taxonomy places the organism in Eukaryota, Viridiplantae, Streptophyta, Magnoliopsida, Lamiales, Phrymaceae.